This is a messenger RNA of Debaryomyces tyrocola, 3198 nucleotides long. NCBI's taxonomy places the organism in Eukaryota, Fungi, Ascomycota, Pichiomycetes, Serinales, Debaryomycetaceae. The record is from the annotation of a GenBank genome assembly.
AUGCCAGUUCUGAAGGAUCAUUAUUACAGAUUAGCAUCUGAAGUUCCUCAGGAAAGAAUCGAAGCUGCUACAGCAUUGCUUCAGGAAUUAACACAAGUGAACGAAAAAGAUGAAUGGGACUAUGCUUUGAAUAGAUUGAUUAAAGGGUUAACAAGUUCCAGACAGAGUGCUAGAUUAGGAUUUUCUAUGGCUCUAAUUGAAGUUUUACGUGAAUUGGUCGAGAAAGAAGAACAUGAAUUAACUGUUUCUAACUUCUUACAACAAGUAUUAAAGUUGAGCCAAGUUAAAUCAUCAAUGAAAGGUAAAGAAGAAAGAUCUGUUUUAUUUGGUAGAUUGUUUGGUUUGCAAGUGUUAUUAAAUUCCCAAUUAUUAUUUAAUGAUAAGGUCUCAUCUCCAGAACUGUUAUGUGAAUUUGUUGAUCAAUUGGUUGAAUUAUCUAGCAUUAAAUCAUGGUUACGAGAGACUUCGAUCUUUACUUUGUGCCAGUUUAUCAGCCUCUUGAGAAACAAUUCAGGUGAAGAUGUAGUUCUUGUGCAUAUUUUACAAAAAAUCAACGAUGUUGGUUUGAAUUUAACUACCGAAGGUAUUGCUGUCUAUUUGUCAAUUCCUCAACAAAAUCGUGAGAUAUACUCCAAUAAGAUAAUUGAUACGAAACCAAACUGGAAAAAUGGAGAUCCUUUCUCCAAGGGAAAUUUACCUACUUUAGCUAAGGCCUUAAAGGAUGUGGAGGUUGUUGAGCCUGAAGGUGACGGAAGUGACACGCCAAAGACGAAAAAUGGUAAUUCGAAACAAAAAGGUAGUUGGAGUCCUAGGAUACACUUUGUUUGGGAUAUAAUAAACCAGCACUAUAAUAAUCAUGGGUUUGAAGAUUCUGUUGAUACUGAAAAUGAAAGUUCUGACUCGAAGAAGCGUAAGAAGACAUCGUCUAAAUCUUCUAAAAAGCAAAAAAUUACAAAUGAUAAUGAGGUACCAUUGAAGGAAUUCUGGAAAGUUGUGGUUGACGAAACUUUGUUUGCUGAUAAGUCAUCACACGAACGAAAAUACUGGGGGUUUGAAAUAUUUAUUAAGUUUUUAACUUCUAUAAAAUCAACUGAUAUUUCUUCGUUAUUCACCCCAAACUUUAUGAGAUGUUUAAUUAACCAGUCUUCCCAACAGAAUCGUAUAUUGAAUAAAAUUUCUACGAAAGUGUUAAGUAUAAUUAUUGAUAGUUCAAGUAAAGACUUUACGAAAGCUCCAAUUAUUCUUGACUGUCUCGUUGACGAAUCUAAAGGGGGUUGUUGGAAUUUUGAUUUAGUUACUAAAUCAAAAUGUACUGAUAAGUUAAUUGCGGUUUUAAAUGGUAAGGAAGAUAUCAACAGGAUUGAGGUUGAUUUAGUAUUGAACCAGUUCAAAGACGUUUUAAUAUCUAAAUUUAAUAGUGCCUUAGCUUCUCAGGAGGAAGAAGAAACUGAAGAUGAGCAUGAAGUUAUGAAGAAGUCUAAUGAUAAUAUUCAGAAAUGGGCUUUGGACAAACUAUUAUUACUUUUCAGAUCCAAUAAAGCUUUACUUUCAAAUGAGAAAACUAACUCUAAAUGGUUAACAAAAAUUUUAAAGUUACUAAUUCAGCAUUCAUUUUUCAAAAAGAUAGAUAGCCAUGCUGUUUCUGGUAAUAUCAGAAAGAUAUGUCAAGACAGGUUGAGUUCUGUAUUAUCCGAUAUAAUCAAUAUCCAAAUGAAUGACCGUUCGUGGCCGUUGUCGUCAUGUCUUUCUUCUAUUAAUAAAUUAGAAAUCUCAGAUGAUUAUGAAAAUCUCUUGCAAUUCGAUGAAACUUUAUUGAAUGUUAAAGAAGAAGCUCUCGCUGUCUUAGCAGAGAUUGAUGGAUCACUUAAGAACUCACGCAAGAACGAUAAUCAAAAGAGAGAUCAAUUAGAUUGUUUCAAAUUGUUGUUUUCAAUGAUAUUAAUACAGUUUUAUAUGGGUGACGAAGAAGCUGUCACUGUCCUUGAAGAAUUGAAAAUGUGCUAUAAUAACUUCUUUAAGCGUGAAGAAAAUGAAGAUGCUGACUCUGCUGUGUUUUUAACUGAAAUAAUUUUAUCAUUUACAUCGCGUAAAGCGACUUUACUGAAGAAACUUUCGUCCAUUGCAUGGGAAUCUUUUUUGUGCUCCAAGGAUGAAACUGAUAAAGUAAAGUUGAAUGAAGAAUGUUUGCAGUUAUUAUUUGAUGUCUUAGAGGCUCGUGAGAACAAAGAAGGACAGCAGAAACUAUUUGAAAAUGAAGAUGAAUUCGAAGCUGUUGAUGAUGAAGAUGACGAUUCACAUGAUUCAGCUGAUAUCGUCGAAGAAAGCGAUAAAAAUGAUGAAGACUCAGAUGGCAGUGAUAGUGAAAGUGAUAGUGAAAGUGGGAGCGAUGAAGAGUCUAGUGGAGCCAAUAAAUCAAAUGACGUUAUUUCAGAGGUUGAUAAGCAAACGAACUUGAAGUUAGCACAAGCCUUGGGUAUUCCAACUGAAUCGUCCGGUGAAGUCAAAUUUGAAGAUUUGAGCUCGCUGGAAGAUAACGAUGAAGAUUCCUCAUAUCAGUCAGAUUCAAUGGAUGAUGAAGAAAUGAUGGCAAUGGAUGACCAAUUGUCAAAGAUCUUUAAGGAAAGACAUGACGCAAUGUCAAGCGUUGUUACUGGUAAUAAGAGAAAAGCUGAAGUAAUUGAAGCUAAGGAACAAAUGAUUUUCUUCAAAAACCGUAUCUUGGAUCUCUUGGAAUUGUUCAACAAAAACCAACCUUCGUCCUACCUAAAUUUGGCCAUGAUAAAACCAUUAAUCAUAUUAAUUAACUUGACGAUGGACAAGAAUUUAGGUGUCAAAGCCCACAAGUUAUUAAAAACAAAAUUGAGUAAGACCAAGUUAACUAAUCAUGAGUUGGAAAUAAAUUUCCCAACCAAAACAGAGCAGUCUAACUAUAAGGAAUCUUUGAUGAGUCUCAUCGAAUGGUUACAAAAGGAAGCUGGCUCGAAUAAGUCGUCCAACCAAGCACACUCGAUGGCUUGUGGUCAAUCUUGUAUCAUUGUAGCUAAGAGUUUAAUUGCCGUGGACGAACUGUACUUGGACAGAAUUAUUGAUUUGUAUGCUCAAUGUUUAAAGAAAUGGGCAGCAAAAUCUAACAGUAAAAUCCAGGCUUCCAUGUUUUUUGAUUUUAUCAACUGGUUGAAUUCCAAGAGAGGUAACUAA